AUGAAGGCGAGAUGUGGGUGUGAGUUUCCUUUUUACGCUGACAUGUGACACAGCCGCUUUUUCAAACAGGUUUGUAAUCCAGUUUAAAGGCGAGUGAAGAUGACAGCGCACGCUCUAAUCGGAUUCCUCCUCAGUAUUGGACUUCUUUUUAAAGCGUGUUAUUCAGAUGUGAAGUGCAGGAAUGACAGAGGAGAGGCUGUUGACUGGUAUAUUGUGUAUAAACUGCCUAAUGUGAAAGAUGGUGGAAAGAUGUAUUUGUACAUGGAUGAGAGCACCGGUGGGUGGAGACUCAGCAGGGAGAAAAUCGACAGUAAAACUGGCUUUCUAGCACAAACACUGAAACCUCUUCUUGACUUCUACACCAAAAAGACUGAAGGGUUUGGAUACAUGCUCUACAAUGAUCAGCCUCCAAAUCCAUACUCUGCUCCUUCAUCAUUCGGUCACAGUAAAGGGGUUGUGAUGUUGGAUCGCAACUUUGGACUUUGGCUUUCACACAGCACCCCCAAAUUUCCAACAUAUCGCAGUACAGAGUUCUGGCCAACCAGUGGAAACGCAAAUGCUCAAACAUUCCUUUGUGUUACUUUCCCCUACCAGCAGUUUAAAGAAAUAGGACUGCAGCUCAUGUACAUCCAUGCCUAUUCAUUUGACUCUGAAAUUCCAAAAACUUUUCAUGAGGAGCUGCGUUGUGUUGCACAGAGAAGCUGCUACCCAAAACAAAAGCCCUGGUUUAGUGUGGAGAGGCUGAAAUCAGCAGCAGGGAGCACUUUCACCAGCUUUGCAAAAUACACACGAUUUAAAGAUGACCUUUACUCUGGUCUCAUAGUGAACAAAGUGUCCGAAAACCUUUUUGUGAAGAGCUGGGGGAAACUGAGUAAGCCUCUAUCCUCCAACUGCAGCUCAAGGCUCAAUCAUCAUGUCUACAACGUGAAGGAAGUGGAGCUGCAGAAGAGGAAGGCCGUCAGUGACACUGUGGAUCACUCUAAGUGGAGUGUGACUUCAGACGGUGGCUGGACCUGCAUCUCUGAUAUGAACAGGGAGGUCAGUCAGAUGAGCAGAGGAGGAGGAGCAAUCUGCACUGAAGAUCCACAAGUGGGACAAGCUUUCAGGUCACUGAUCUUACACUAUGAACCGUGUAAAACGUCUCAUUCUAAGGCUCAUAAGAGAGAACUGUAAAGGCUGACAGUCAUGAUAAUCAACCGCUUUUCACAAAUGAGCAUUGUUACACCAGGGGAUUUUCUUUUAUCAAAUACUCUGAGCAAGUGACUUGUGUCAAAUAGAGACUUAGAAAUCACUUAGAUUCUAAUUUUUACAAGGACGACUUUUUUGUAUUUCUGCUUGUGUGAAGAAUUUGAAAUUGUAUUAAUGGGAGCCUGAAGAAAGACAUGGAUUUUACUAAAUAUAAUUUGGGGAUAAUGACAAGGUACUUAUGUAUGCUUAUUAAGAAUUUAAUAUUUAUUAAUAUAUUUAGCUAUAUGAAUAUUACGGUUUUGUCUUUUUCUAGUGUAUAACAAGCAAUAAGAUAUUUGUACAGUAUGUUAUAAUGUAUAGACAAACUGGAGAUGAAAGGGAGGACGAUUGGAUACUUCAUCCUGCUACUUUAAUUGCAAAAAAAUAUAUAUCACAUAUCAUGUAUCUCAUUCAAAUGCUGUGUUUAAUAGCUUUUUUCUGUAAUGUUGUAUCAUUUAAAGCCCAACAUUAAUUGCAGAACAUUAAACAUGUUGAUCCAAAAUAACUCUGCAGAAUUAAGAGCAAUAAUAUUAAAGGAAGUAUGAUAUUGAUUUUA
Messenger RNA from Xiphophorus hellerii (green swordtail), 1783 nucleotides. Its product is annotated as deoxyribonuclease-2-alpha-like. Gene Ontology annotation, biological process: apoptotic DNA fragmentation. Gene Ontology annotation, molecular function: deoxyribonuclease II activity. NCBI's taxonomy places the organism in Eukaryota, Metazoa, Chordata, Actinopteri, Cyprinodontiformes, Poeciliidae. The record is from RefSeq and is a predicted model, not a curated record. Bases 100 to 1173 code for a protein of 357 amino acids. The transcript is spliced from 7 exons.